ACAACCACCACUGCCACCGCCAUUCACCACCACAACCACCACUUAAAAGCCUGCAUCCUUUUUCUUGGAUUCUCACGCAGAUCUCUGCAAAUUCAAGACAAAAAAGAAGAUGAAGAAAGUUAUGUUGAAAUUGGACUUCUUGGAUGAAAAAAUCAAGCAAAAAGCCAUGAAAAAUGUCUCCAGUCUCACAGGUGUAGAUUCAAUAUCAAUGGAUAUGAAAGACAAGAAAAUGACAGUAACAGGGGAUGUAGAUCCAGUGACAGUUGUGUCAAAACUGAGAAAGAUUUGUCACACAGAGAUUGUAUCAGUUGGUCUAGCAAAGGAGCCAGAGAAGAAAGAUGGUGGUGGUGGUGACAACAAGAAGAAAGAAGAUGAUAAAAAGAAAGAAGAAGACAAGAAGAAAGAAGAAGCUAAGAAGAAAGAAUUAGAAGCAAAAAAAAAAAAAAAGAAGAAGAAGCUUUGAAAUUAGCUUAUGCUGCUGCUGUUGCACAUCAUCAUAAUCAUCAGCCAUACCCUUAUUAUAAUUAUCAUCAACAGCAACAACAACCUUACUAUCAGUAUAAUC
This is a messenger RNA of Helianthus annuus (common sunflower), 565 nucleotides long. Its product is annotated as heavy metal-associated isoprenylated plant protein 39-like. The transcript has 3 exons. The record is from RefSeq and is a predicted model, not a curated record. Gene Ontology annotation, molecular function: metal ion binding. The coding region runs from base 110 to 463 and encodes 117 amino acids. Lineage: Eukaryota; Viridiplantae; Streptophyta; Magnoliopsida; Asterales; Asteraceae.